UGCAAUAACAAAACAAUGUAAAAACCAAAACAUCUCAAAUUAUCGGAAGUUAAAUUCAUAUUUUGUAAGCACCGUGAGAUUAGUUUCCUAGUUUUCAAAUCCUGCAAUAAUGAGCACACUACGACGGGAGGCGUUGAUGUGGUUCAAAACUCUUCAGCGCACCAAGGACAAAGUGUUUGCCGGCGAUCGAACAACCAUUGAGGCUGCACGGCAAAGAAUCCGAGACGAAUUUUUGAAAAAUAAAGAUCUAUCCGACGAGAAAGAUAUCAAAGAGAAAAUUAAUAUAGCUAAAGACGUAGAUAUCGAACUUCGUAGCUCCGUAGUACAAGCCGUUCAAAUCGAGAAAAAUGUCUACCACGCCAUAAUCACUGACGAUACGAAGAAACUGGACAAUGUCAUGUUUGAUCCAAAUGCAGAACUACCACCUCCAAGAAGUAAAAAAUGCGGAGAUAGAAAAAGUAAAACGUAGUUAAAACAUAAAAUAAUUUGAAGUGUAAAUAAAUCCUAGUCAUUUAAA
Molecule: messenger RNA, 517 nt
Organism: Topomyia yanbarensis
Lineage: Eukaryota; Metazoa; Arthropoda; Insecta; Diptera; Culicidae
Product: complex III assembly factor LYRM7
Exons: 4
Coding region: 110-469 (119 amino acids)
Biological process (GO): mitochondrial respiratory chain complex III assembly
Source: RefSeq, a predicted model, not a curated record